CUGACUCACACCGACAUGCCCCGGUGCUCGGGCUGAACCGGGACUGCAGCCGCUGGAGGGGUCAUGUGACGGGCGUGGCGGGGUGGAGAACUUUGUCCCGGUUUACCUGUGCGUGCGUGUUUGUGCAUGACAUGUGGUUUGAGUUUCAACUUGGGUGAUUAAACGGUGAUAAUGUCAAAGACAAGCUUCACAUUCAGCCUGUAACUAUUUAGUUCAGCUCAAUUGUAUUCUGUUUUACAACACGGUGAGACGCACGGACUCAACGUGGACUGCCGGUAGUUUAUACGGUGCUGAUGAUCUGAUAGUCGGUCUGUCUCGGAUUCUGUCUGCUUUGAGGAGAAAUGUCGCCAUUUGUGGAAACCUUAUUUUAUUAGUGUUAUUUGGGACAAAUCGUGGGAAGCUGGUGGACACGGAUACAAAUACAACAUGAGCUGAGACAGUUGAACUCUUUUAGGAAAAGUUUGGUAAAUCUUCCGGUUCAACCGUGGAUUGUGUAUUUAAUGUUCCUCGGUAACACGCGGGCUGUAAUAUAUGUUGGGUGGGAUUUAUUGAUCCCAUCAGGUGAUUAUCGGUUAGGUCUUGUUAAAGUCUAGCGCCAUGGCUCUAUCUCAGCUGCAGUGUCUAGAUGAGCAUCACGUCAACUGGCGAGUGACCGAGUCCAAACCGGAGUUCUUCUACAGCGAGGACCAGCGGCUCGCCCUGGAGGCUCUGCUUACAGGGGGACGCGACGCCUUCAGCGGCUACCUCCGGGACCAUGGCCUCCAACACUUCCUGUCUGAACCGGAGCUCAUGCGGCUGGCGCGCACCGUGGAGGCCUACAGGCCCGGAGGCGAGCACCUCAAGGCCGAGGCGGGAGCGAGCAGCGCGGCCCCGAGGGAAUGUGACGGCGGCACUGGGCCACUGUCUUUACAGUACUGGCCCGACCGCUCUGAAGGUUCUGUACCUGACCUGGACCUGGGCUGGCCUGACGCUGCGUCAUACCGCGGAGUGACACGCGUCAACGUGCACACGCAGCCCCCAGCUGAUGGUCACACGCACAUCAAGGAGGUGGUCCGGAAGAACAUAGCACAGGCUCAGAAGGUGAUAGCGGUAGUGAUGGAUCAGUUUAGUGACGUUGACAUCUACAAGGACCUGUUAGAUGCAGCCUAUAAGAGAAGAGUCCCUGUCUACAUCAUCGUGGACACCGCUGCCGUCUCCUGCUUCCUGGACAUGUGUUGUAGAGCCAACAUGCACCAGGGACACCUCAAGAACCUGCGUGUUCGCUGUAGUGACGGAGUAGAGUUCUACACCCGCUCGGCUCAGAAGGUCCGAGGGUCCCUCAGUCAGAGAUACAUGCUCAUAGACGGAGACAGAGCUGUGACUGGAUCAUACAGCUUCACGUGGUCGGCGUCUCGUCUGGACCGGAACCUGAUCACGGUUUUGAGCGGUCAGGCAGUUGAGACAUUCGACAAACAGUUCCGUGACCUCUACAUGACCUCUAGGGGCGUGUCCCUCGCCAAGGUUCCGCUGGAGGAGGAGCCUAUCCCCGACUUCACCCCCACCGCCGCCCCCGCCCCUGUCUCCGCAGCCGUUGCUAGGAAACUCAUCAACCCUAAAUACGCCCUCGUUACGGCACAGGCUAAAGCUAACAAUGCUAGCCCAGCCAGCUCCGCUAACGACUCUAGCAACAAGAACUCCACUACCCAGAAUCCACUGGGACGGGUUCUAAAGCCUGCCAGAGAGCCAGUGGAGGCCCCGCCCCUCCACCCAGGACUAGCCAAUCUGGAGAAGGCGUACCUGAUCCUGUACCUGCCCACCUGGCCGGAGCCAGACCCUCCCAGCGACGUGAUUGGCUUCAUCAACGUGAGAGACGCGUCCCGCCCCCAACAGGUCCACCUCCAGAGAAGUCAACAGUUUGAGACCAGCCAGGCCAUCAGGUUCAGCUCUCCCUUCAGUCUGCCUGAUAAACCCCUAACCCCUAACCUCUGACCCUAACAGGUCCACCUCCAGAGAAGUCAACAGUUUGAGACCAGCCAGGCCAUCAGGUUCAGCUCUCCCUUCAGUCUGCCUGAUAAACCCCUAACCCCUAACCUCUGACCCUAACAGGUCCACCUCCAGAGAAGUCAACAGUUUGAGACCAGCCAGGCCAUCAGGUUCAG
Molecule: messenger RNA, 2138 nt
Organism: Coregonus clupeaformis (lake whitefish)
Lineage: Eukaryota; Metazoa; Chordata; Actinopteri; Salmoniformes; Salmonidae
Gene: sack1gb
Product: protein FAM83G
Exons: 5
Coding region: 598-1968 (456 amino acids)
Source: RefSeq, a predicted model, not a curated record